AUGCUGACAACAGAUGACGCAAACCCGACGCUGGAUAUGAUCAAUCGUUUUUCGUCUGUUGCAGGAGAAGAGAGCGAACAUAGUGCUGAAUAUAUGCUGGCUUCUGUCGAGCUGAUGAUUGGAAAAAUAAGGUCGAGCUCACUAAAGGUGAUACGCCAACGACACCGUCCGUGUCAUGCCGCUUCACAAAAAAUUCAGAAUACGAUCUUGGACGUUCAGCUCAAACAGCUUAUGAAUAUGGCUCGUGAAAUUCAAGUGCGCGUUCGAGAUUUGCAGGAGUCUGCCGAGAUUUUUCAAGUAUUGGAUUCAUACAAGGGUAAAGAUCCUUACGACCUUGUUGCUCUUGCACAUGGUGACGUAGGCGUGAUUACGAAUGUCGGACCACAGUGGAAUGGUGAAGCAUAUUGA
Peronospora farinosa is the source of this 408-nucleotide messenger RNA. Lineage: Eukaryota; Oomycota; Peronosporomycetes; Peronosporales; Peronosporaceae. The record is from the annotation of a GenBank genome assembly.